Pectinophora gossypiella (pink bollworm) is the source of this 2108-nucleotide messenger RNA. Its product is annotated as O-acyltransferase like protein-like. Lineage: Eukaryota; Metazoa; Arthropoda; Insecta; Lepidoptera; Gelechiidae. The transcript has 11 exons. Bases 56 to 1879 code for a protein of 607 amino acids. The record is from RefSeq and is a predicted model, not a curated record.
CAUCUUGCGAUGGAUGUACCUCUGACUACCCCAAUUGGGACAUAGUCGUGAGCUUAUGUUAUGUUAUGUGUGUACAGAUGAGCAGUACUAUCGCAUGCCGCAGCUGUUCUCGUUGGAGGACCGCGAGGCGUGCGUGCGCCUGCGCGGCGACUACUGCCUCGGGACAUUCACACUGCGCCCGCGCACUGAGCGCGGUCGCGAGCUCUUCGAUAUCAUGCUGAAAUACUCGCAAGACGACCGCAACUUCAACCACACGGUCCUGCACCGGGGGUACUGCGUAACAACCCGCUGCCCCGACCUCGCCUCGAGAACCUCCAGUGCCUCGAGGCCAGCGAGGCGCUUUCUGCGCUGCGUGGACCGCGAAGCCGAGGCCUACGGGCUCCGGGCCUCGCCUCUACGCCUCGACUCCUGCGAGACCGCGGCCGGGGACCCGCCGCCUGAUGUUGUUGAUUGGAGCUUCGCGGUUGUGGUCGCAGUCAUAGUGGUGUUGAAUGUUGCUGGAACUGUUUACGACUUUACGAGGAGUCCUGAUGAGAAACCGAACCAGUACCUGCUGCCGUGGUCAGUACGUGUCAACUGGCGGCGGCUGACAGCCACUUACGACGACGGCGACCCGCGCCUCACCGCUCUCAAGUCCGUGCAGGGUGUUAAGGCAUUCACUCUAGCGCUGGUGAUGCUGGGACACUCCAUGAUAGUGCACAACAUGUCCUACAUAGAAAACACUAGGUUCUUCGAGCAGGGCAACGCGCACUGGCUGGCGACGUUCUUGCACAACGGGUCGGUGGUGGUGCAAGGCUUCGUGCUGGUCUCCGCCUUCCUGCUGGCGUACAACCUGCUGCUGUUGCGCGACGCCGGCGUACAGCUGCGCCUGCGCAUGCUGCCCGCCGCGCUGCUGCACCGGCUCAUCAGGAUCGUCCCGCUGCACAUGUUCAUGGUGGGCCUGUCAGCCACGUGGUGGUCGCGGGGCGGCGCGGGCGCACAGUGGGCGCUGCUGCACGCGCAGCGGGCCGCGUGCCGCAGCGUCUGGUGGGCGCACGCGCUCUCGCUCAACAACAUACUCACUGUCGACGACCGCUGUCUGCUGCAGGCCUGGUUCCUAGCAGCGGACAUGCAAGUGUUCGUGGUGACAGCCGCGGUGACCCUGUGGCUGGCGGGGCGGCAGCGGGGGGGCGGCGGGCGGGGCGCGCUGCGGCUGCUGGCGGCGCUGGUGGCGGGCGCGGUGGCGGGGAACUGGCUGCUCGCGUACUGGCUCCAGGUCAAGCCCAUCAUGCUCGAGAUGAAACCUGAUGUGAUCCGCGAGCAGUACGUGGGCUCGGCAUCAUUCAAGUGGAUGUACGCGGCGCCCUGGGGCAGCUUGCCGGCGGGCCUGCUGGGCGUGUGGCUGGCCUUCCUGCAUCACCGGCUGCAGCGCCUGCGCAUCCGACCGGAGCGCAGCAAGAUAUUCCGGCUAGCGUACACAUGGUUCCUGCCAGCACUAUUCCUGUGGGUGCUGGGCGGGCACCUGGUGCGACAUGCGCCUGCGCCGGUAGUAGCACUGUACGCGGCCGCGGACCGCGUCGGUUAUGUCGCCAUCGGCGCUACAGGGCUCAUAGGGUUCUUCAAUGGCGUUGAUAGUUUCUGGAAAAGGUUCUUCGAGUGGCGCGGCUGGCUACCGCUGGGGCGCAUGUCUCUGGCUGUAAUGCUGGUACAUUGGAACUGGCACCUCACGCACAUCGCGCUCAAGACCACGCUCUCCACAGUCUCGGUAUUUGAAGUGGGAGGUCACUGGCAUUCUGUGCAGAUCAUGUCAUACGUGACGGCGCUGCCGCUGCACCUCUGUCUGGAAGUGCCGGCACAGCGCUCGCUGCAGGCGUUGUUGUUCAAGACGGUCAAGACCUGAUGAUCUGCUAAAACCAGCAAACUACCCGUCUAGUCUGAAGUAGUUGUACGGUAGUAUAAUUGGUCGCCGAUAGAUGACCUUUUAUAUAUUAUGGCCACAGACAUUUAAUGAGGUGUAUAUUAUUAUGGCGAUGAAUAUAAAAAAUAUAUUUUGUAGAUAAAUUGAAUUUCAUCUGUGAUAGCUAUUAUUUGAUAAGAAAAAUGGUAAUAAAUGAUUAUAUAAAAACUGA